Molecule: messenger RNA, 2170 nt
Organism: Podarcis muralis (Common wall lizard)
Lineage: Eukaryota; Metazoa; Chordata; Lepidosauria; Squamata; Lacertidae
Source: RefSeq, a predicted model, not a curated record
GGCUCUGAGACGGCGAUGGCGGCGGCGGCGGCGAUGCCGGUUCCCCGCGCGGAGCUGAAGCUGGUGCGGCUGCUGAGCCGCUGCGAGGCGCUGGCGGCCGACCGGCGCGGGCCGGACGAGUGGCGCCUGGAGAAGUACGUCUCUGCCCUGGAAGAGAUGCUCCUUGACCUCAAGAAACACUCCAGCAAACCUGCUCCCGAGGUGCUGAACGAAUAUUCCCGCAAGGUGGAUUUCCUGAAGGGGCUGCUGGAAGCAGACAAGCUGUCGUCGUCUUCCGAAAAGGCCCUGGCCAACCAGUUCCUGGCCCCCGGGAGGACCCCAACCACCACCAAGGAGAGGACGCCAGCCACCAAGACGGUGCAUCUGCAGACCAAGGCCCGCUACACGGGAGAGAUGAGGAAUGAGCUUCUUGGUACAGACCCCUCGCGCCUCCCUGAUCUGGAGGAGACGAGCCUGAGAAAACGCACGGGCCCCCUCCCAGACGAGAAGCAGUCGGCCGCCGAGCUGGACGCCGUCCUCCAGCACCACCACAGCAUCCAGGAGAAGCUGGCCGAGGAGAUGCUCCACCUGGCGCGCAACCUCAAGAACAACACUCUGGUGGCGCAGAACGUGAUCAAGCAAGACAACCAGACUCUGUCCCACUCGCUCAAGCUGGCCGACCACAACUUUGAGAAGCUGAAGGACGAGUCGGACCGCCUGGAGCAGCACGCCAAGAAGUCCGUCAACUGGUUCCUCUGGCUGAUGCUCAUCGUCGUCUGCUUCAUCUUCAUCAGCAUGAUCCUCUUCAUCCGCAUCUUCCCCAAGCUCAGGUGAUUCCUCAGGCCGCAGGCGGCUACCUGGCGACUCCUCGGUUUGCCUCACGCCGUUGCCCACAAAGUCCAAGGCCUCCUGGUGCUUCUCUGAUGGAGUCUCUGAAGACACUCGCUGGAAGGGAGCUCCUGGCGCUUCCCUGACUGAGUCUCUGAAGACACUCGCUGGAAGGGAGCUCCUGGCGCUUCCCUGAUGGAGUCUCUGAAGACACUUGCUGGAAAGGAGCUCCUGGCGCUUCCCUGACUGAGUCUCUGAAGACACUCGCUGGAAGGGAGCUCCUGGCGCUUCCCUGACUGAGUCUCUGAAGACACUUGCUGGAAGGGAGCUCCUGGCGCUUCCUGACUGAGUCUCUGAAGACACUUGCUGGAAGGGAGCUCCUGGCGCUUCUCUGACGGAGUCUCUGAAGACACUCGCUGGAAGGGAGCUCCUGGCGCUUCUCUGACGGAGUCUCUGAAGACACGCAGAGGCGGAGUUGCCAGACCAGGCCCAGUCUCUGUUGCAUGCGGGGGGCAGUGGGGAAUCCGACAGGAACAUUUCUUCUUCCUCCUGACUGCUACCUUUCCACCUGCAGGGAGCCGAGUCCCUGUUUGGAUGAGGGUGACCAUUCUGUCAUCGUGUAAAGCCCCCUGUAUCCCCCCCAAAAAAAGUGCACCUUCACAGCUCAGCUACCAUUUGGGGACGGCCUGGAAGGAGGAAUACGAGGCCGUUGGGGUUUCGUUUACCUCUAACGAGGUUCUGCCGCCUGUAGAGGAAAACCAGGACUCUGGGGCUGGGGGAUUCUUGGCCGACGAGUUGGGGCAGGUUGGUGGGCGGGGGGGGGGGGGGAGAGAAAUCACCUAUCCUGUUCUUCUCCCCCCAAAGCCCCAGGUCCUAAACAUUCAGGUGUAAGGACUCCGCCAGCUUUCGCUCUGCUUUCCCAGCCCAAAAGGAAAAGACAACUUUGGGGGGGGGGUUGGCCACAGUUCUUACGUCUGGGGUUAGACUGCAUGUGCCACAGCGACAGCAGGGGGAACGAAGGGAAGAGGGCUGCCGGAGGCACCUCCCCAUUUCAAGAGCAAAGGCGCCCCCACCUCGCAGCGGCGGUGAAUCACCUGCAGAAAGAGGCGCCAGUGGGGGCCUCGCCCCACCGCUUGCCAAGCGCACACCUUCAGCUUGGCACGUGGGCCAGGAGAGGUGCAGUCCCCCGAGGGGGAGAGGCCCUGCCUUGGCCGCCCAAACGUCGGGGCUCUGCGUCGCCCCCACUUCCCUGCGCUGGAGCGAUGAGCCUCUGCUUGCCCUGCCAGCGAGGGAGCCGAGUGAUGCAUCGCCAGCCAGCCUGCCUGCCGCCACUCGCGCAUUAAAAGCAAAAUUCGACUCGCUA